Messenger RNA from Zingiber officinale, 691 nucleotides. RefSeq lists its product as uncharacterized. Bases 301 to 639 code for a protein of 112 amino acids. The record is from RefSeq and is a predicted model, not a curated record. NCBI's taxonomy places the organism in Eukaryota, Viridiplantae, Streptophyta, Magnoliopsida, Zingiberales, Zingiberaceae. The transcript has 4 exons.
UUUUCUUCUCCUCUUCUGUCGCCGUGCCCUAAACUCCCCACCCCCGCGCGCCUUCUCUUCCCCGCACGCGUGCCCUAACCGGCGCCGCAAACCGCCGUUGCUUCCCUCUCCUCUGCCCGACGCCGACGACACCAGGGAACAGAGAGCCGGCGACUAUCUUCUCUCUCCCUCUUCCUUUCUUCUUCCCUGUCUCCGCCACUGAGGUCGGGACGCGCCGCCGCCCCUCUCGGCCGAAAUCUACCUCCAAGCCGAAGCCCUAGCCACUGUGAGAUCUGAGCCCCCUCCCCACUGCCGCCAGUGAUGCCAAGCAUCCCUGCACAGUGCCGUCGGCCUCCCUUCUGCCCUAGCCGACCACCACAGUGCUUGCCGACGCCGCCGUCUCUCGACCCAACGCCGACCACCGUCUGUAGCUAUGCACCGUCGACCCCACAGAUGAGCUCCAACAGCGGCUUCACGGUCAUGUACUCAUCAUCCAUUUACCUUUGUUUUGGUUGUGAGCUUGAUCUUGCAUCUACUGCCCAAUUGAUUUUCAGAUUUACAAGGAGCAGUUCCAUCAUAUCACUGAUGAGGAAUUCAAUUGGGCAUAUGGAAUGUGAAGAUUUUGGAUCAGUAUCGGGGAUAUUAAUUCAAGGACUGUGAUUCGGGACGGGCGUCUCGACAUUUGGAUUGGUUUGAUUCGAUCUACAUUGGA